AAAAUAUAUUUGAGGUAGUGAUAGUAUAAUGAUUACAUAAGCAAAUUUGAAGAGCCAAAGGAAUGUCUAUCCUUCCACUAUCACUAUCUUCACAUAACUAAAACUAUCAAAAGGCAAAAACAGGAUUCUUGCAACAUGAAAUAUCAAUUCAGGCUGGUGUUGUUCUUCAUGUUAUGUGUAUUUGCAAGUUCAGCCACAGAUAAGGACAAACAAGAGUGUACACAAUCAUUGAUUGGUUUGGCAACGUGUUUGCCUUAUGUUGGAGGUGAUGCACCAGAACCUACACCAGAUUGCUGCACUGGUUUAAAGCAAGUGUUGAAAUCUAACAAGAAGUGUCUUUGUUUGCUAAUUAAGAAUAGAAAUGAUCCUGAUUUGGGACUUCAAAUCAAUGUUACACUUGCUUUAACCUUGCCAUCUGUUUGUCAAACCCCUGCUAACAUUUCUGAAUGCCCUGCUCUUCUCCACUUGCCUGCAAAUUCACCAGAUGCGCAAAUAUUCUAUAAUGGUUCAAGCAGCAUUGCUGGCAGUCCAGUUGCUAAUAGUCCCAUUCCUUCAGUUGGAUCUAGUCCCACAGGUGGCCCUGCAGGUGUAGCAAGUGCUCCUAAAUCAGCAGGUUGUCAUAUUGGAAAGAGAUGGUUUGGAUUAGAUGCAAAUGUUGGAGUUCUCCUUGUUUGGUCUUUAACUUCAAAUUUCUUCAUAUGAAUCUAAAGCUUAUCUGUAUCAUAAUAUUAAGCUAUCAUUUUGUUAAUUGGAUGAUAAUUUGUAUUCUUGCUUUA
Messenger RNA from Capsicum annuum, 776 nucleotides. RefSeq names its product non-specific lipid transfer protein GPI-anchored 14. Lineage: Eukaryota; Viridiplantae; Streptophyta; Magnoliopsida; Solanales; Solanaceae. Bases 136 to 702 code for a protein of 188 amino acids. The record is from RefSeq and is a predicted model, not a curated record. The transcript has 3 exons.